Gopherus evgoodei (Goodes thornscrub tortoise) is the source of this 1713-nucleotide messenger RNA. Its product is annotated as zinc finger protein 251-like. Bases 856 to 1344 code for a protein of 162 amino acids. Lineage: Eukaryota; Metazoa; Chordata; Testudines; Testudinidae. The transcript has 3 exons. Gene Ontology annotation, biological process: regulation of DNA-templated transcription. The record is from RefSeq and is a predicted model, not a curated record.
UUGCAGGGCACAGGAAGGGGCUGGAGCAGCGGGGGGAGGGGGAGUUGCAGGGCACAGGAAGGCAUUAACCCCUCCUUGCCCGGCCCGGUGGGCUUCUCUGGCUGCUGUGUCGCCAGCUCAGGUCCGGGUUAUUGGGGGGUUGCUGGUGGGUUCCUGCUGGAGGGAGAGGGACAGGAAAUACUAAAGAGGUGGCAACUUCUGGGGAGUUAGGGCUGGAGGGGGCAGGGAAUACCCUGGGUGAGGAAAGGGAGGGGGACAGAGUGCGACAAACCUGUUGGGACUUGUUUAACGUGGGUCUAGAUUCGAGGAACAAACACUUGGAUGUUGGGGAGAAAAUUCCCUAAUUUGUGAAACAGGAAAUAGAGAAACCAACCCCCUGGGCAGGGCUGGGAAAACUGACCUGAUUUCCCUCAGCCUGCUAGCCAGGGACUGGUGUGACAUGGAAAGGGGGCACCCACCAGGGAGCUGUAGGGAAGAUGUCCCGGCCCCUCACAUCCAGCUGCUGGCAGUGGGGAGGGUGUUGGGUUCCUACCAUGGGGUUGUAUCAGCCUCUGGCUAGUAGGUGUGUGAUGGAUCUGCAGGCAGAGACAAGGGGUCUCUCUUUGUUCUCUCACCGUGGUGCCCCUGGCUGCUGUCAGCAGUGUGGGGAUAGGACUCUGCCGACUGUUUCUCUCUCAGAGCUUCCAUUUGAUUGGCUCCUUUCCCCCAUGAAUAGUGGGGCCGUGAGUGGGGCAGCCGAGUGUUGGACUCUCGCUCUUUAAGGGGCCGGUGACCUUUGAGGAGGUGGCUGUGUACUUCACCAGGGAAGAGGGGGCUCUGCUGGACCCCACUCGGAGAGCCCUUUACAGAGACGUCAUGCGGGAGAACUAUGAGACUGUGACCUCGCUGGCAGGGUUUCCAGUUUCCAAACCCUCUGUGAUCUCCCAGCUGGAAGGAGGGGAAGAGCUGUGGAUCCUGGAUCUCCAGGGUUCAGAGGAAAGCAAGAUCCUGAGAAGUCCCUGGACAGCAGGUGAUGGGGUGCUGUUGGAGAGCGAGGAGCAGAAUCCUCACCAGGAAGAUGCUGAGCUCACCAAAGCGCAUGGGGAGUUACUGCCAAGAUCCAAAGGGAGCGUGUCCAGCCCCUGUGAACAGGAAAAAGCUGAUGAAAGUUACCACAGACCAGAGAGAGAGCAGGGAAACCACUCAGAGGAGAAGUGGAUGAACCCAUUAAUUGUCAGGGAACUCACAGGGACCUCAAGGAAACUAUGUCCCAGGAGAAAAUUCUCAUGGAAAAGCGAGAGAAUACAUGUAGUGAGUGUGGGAGAAACUUCAAUUACCACUCAGCCCUUAUUCAACAUGAGAUAAUCCACACGAAAGAGAGACCCUACGAAUGCUGUGAGUGUGGGAAAAGCUUCAAUCAUCCCUCAGCCCUUAGUAGGCAUCAGCGAAUACACAGAGGAGAGAGACCCUAUGAAUGCUGUGAGUGCCGGACAUGUUUCACUCAGAGAUAUACCCUUAACUCUCAUCAGAGAAUCCACACGGGAGAGUGACCCUACAAAUGCUGCAAGUGCGGGCUAAGCUUCACUCAGAGAUCAGCCCUUAUCUCUCAUCAGACAAUGCACACGGGAGAGCGACCCUACGAAUGCUGUGAGCGUGGGAAAAGCUUCUCUUGGAGCUCACACCUUACUAUGCAUCAGAGGAUCCACACAGGAGAGAGACCCUAUGAAUGCAGUG